Molecule: messenger RNA, 1830 nt
Organism: Ixodes scapularis (black-legged tick)
Lineage: Eukaryota; Metazoa; Arthropoda; Arachnida; Ixodida; Ixodidae
Product: protein disulfide-isomerase A3
Exons: 10
Coding region: 35-1708 (557 amino acids)
Biological process (GO): response to endoplasmic reticulum stress; protein folding
Cellular component (GO): endoplasmic reticulum
Molecular function (GO): protein disulfide isomerase activity
Source: RefSeq, a predicted model, not a curated record
AGGAAAAACUCGCGAGCGCCGAGCACUGCACGCGAUGCUAACCUCUGCUGGCAACCAAGGACAGCGGACGCUGUCAGUGACGUCACAACUUACAAAGGCGCCCCAAACCAAUCAGCGCCCGACAGCACAACUCGCCCGGCGACGCUCUGCGUUUAGCCACGUUGUUUUCCCAACUUUAAAGAAGCCGGCACUUGGCACUGCCUUUUUUUUCCGUCGUGAGGUUAGAGUCGCGGUUCGGUCAGCAGCCAUGAGGUGGUUUCCCUUGCUAGCGGUUUUAAUCCCCGCUGCGCUUGCCAGCGAUGUCCUCGACUACUCGGCGGACUUCGACACGAAGAUUCAGGACCACGACGCAGCACUAGUCGAAUUCUUCGCUCCAUGGUGCGGACACUGCAAGAGGUUAGCGCCCGAGUACGAAAAAGCAGCUACCGAACUUAAAACCAACGACCCUCCAGUUCCAUUGAUAAAGGUGGACUGUACCUCCGACGGUGGAAAAGAUACGUGUUCAAAGCAUGGAGUCAGCGGCUACCCCACCCUCAAGAUCUUCAGAGGUGGAGAGUUUUCGGCGGAUUACAAUGGCCCAAGGGAAGCCGGUGGCAUCGUUAAAUACAUGAAGGCCCAGGUGGGACCAAGCUCGAAGGAACUUCUGUCUGUUGCUGAAGUCGAGAAGUAUCUGUCGAAGGACGACGUUGUCAUUUUUGGUUUCUUCGAGAGCAAGGAUGCCAGCCUGCACGAAAACUUCCUCAAGGUUGCAGACAAGCAGCGGGAGGCCUGGACUUUCGGGCACUCGUUUGACAAGGAUGUGCUCAAGAAGUAUGGCUACAAAAACCAAGUUGUGCUGUUCCGACCCAAGAUUCUCAAGAACAAGUUUGAGGAGAGCUUUGCAGUUUACUCUGGCUCUGAUGACAAGGCGGAACUGGAGACAUUCAUCAAGGAGAACUACCAUGGCCUGGUGGGCCACAGGACUCAGGACAACUAUAACAUGUUCCAGGCUCCGCUCCUGGUUGCCUACUACGACGUAGACUACACCAAGAACGCCAAGGGCACCAACUACUGGCGCAACCGCAUCCUCAAGGUGGCCCAGAACUACAAGGGCAAGCUCAAUUUUGCUGUGAGCAACAAGGACAGCUUUGCUGCCGAGAUGGACGACUACGGCGUGACGGUCAAGGCCAACAAGCCUGCCAUCGCCGUGCGAAACAGCGAGAACGAGAAGUUCCGCAUGACCAACGACUUCAGCGUCGAGAACCUGGAGAAGUUCCUGGAGGAGUACCUUGCUGGCAAAGUGAAGGCCCACCUAAAGUCCGAGCCCGUGCCGGAGACCAACGACGGACCGGUCAAGGUCGCGGUGGCAGAGAACUUCAAGUCCCUGGUCACGGAGAGCACCAAGGACGUCCUCAUCGAGUUCUAUGCCCCCUGGUGUGGACACUGCAAGAAGUUGGCCCCUACCUACGAGGAAGUGGGCAAGACGCUUGCUGACGAGGAUGUCCUAGUUGUGAAGAUGGAUGCCACAGCCAAUGAUGUGCCGUCUGCCUUUGAGGUGUCUGGUUUCCCCACCCUGUACUGGCUGCCCAAGAACGACAAGCAGAACCCGCGGCGGUACGAAGGAGGCCGGGAGCACGACGACUUCAUCAAAUGGAUUGCCAAGCACGCCACGGACGAGCUCAAGGCCUACGACCGCUCCGGAGCCAAGAGGGCCAAGGAGGAGUUAUGAGUGGUCUCUGCUUCACCUGUGGGGGACCAGUUGGGACAAGGACAUUGUUCAAUCACUUUCACCGGGGGUUCUGUUUUUCGCCAUCUCUGUACAAUAAACCAAGGGUGUUUUUGUAAUCGCGA